AAAUGCAUGCAUUGACAGAAGAGAACAGAGCAGAGUCAGCAGACACAACGAACCGACCCAGGUCCUCCAGAGAGCCCCCAAACCCCAAUCGCAGCCCCUCUAUCUCCUCUCCCUCAUUAGGCAAAUUAGGCAAUUGGGUCGGGUCCCACAGUCUGAUGAGAGAUUUCCAAAUCCCUCAGAGACGAAGAUCCACACAUUCCAACAUCAAACCCAGCCCUACGUAUCCUUCUCCCAUCCCCUGAAGCCUUUAGCCUCCUCCCCUUAUACCUCCACUCCUCUAUGUUUUUUCUGCUUCUCUGUCUUUGUUUCUGAACUCAAUAGUUUGAAUUUUUGUUAAUUCUUUCAUCUGGGUACCUCCGGAUUAUUGGUUUUUCUCUUUGGUACAUCUGGGUAGCUCUGGUUUUGAGUAUUUUAUUGAUUCGUCACUGCUUUUUUAAAAGGUUAGGUUUUUUUUUUUUUUUUCUUCAUCUGGGCACCUUUGAUUUCGAUUGAUUUCGCUGUGUGUUGCGGGGAUUUGGAGGCCUCAUUCGGGAUCCGGGUCGGUGCUGUUUUUGGAAUUGGAGGUCUGUCCAUGGGCGCUUUGGAUGAAGGGCAUUUCUGCUCGGAGCUUGAGAACGGAGUGAAGCUGGGUUGCAUAGAGCUGAGUUUCGAGGAAGAACCCGAAACCAUAGCUAUUGAGGAUGCUGUUAAAGUUCUCAUGCAGGGCCUGGGGGAGGAUGUUAACAGAGAAGGUUUGAAGAAGACGCCUUUUCGCGUUGCGAAAGCCCUCCGGGAAGGAACAAGGGGUUACAGACAAAAGGUUAAGGACAUUGUGCAAGGUGCUUUAUUUCCUGAAGCUGGCCUGGACAACACAGUUGGUCAUGCUGGGGGAACUGGUGGACUUGUAGUCGUUCGAGAUCUUGACCUCUUCUCAUACUGUGAAUCUUGUAUGCUACCAUUCCAGGUUAGAUGCCAUGUGGGUUAUGUCCCUUCUGGUCAACGGGUUGUAGGCUUAAGCAAGCUGUCUCGAGUAGCUGAUGUGUUUGCAAAACGUCUCCAAGAUCCCCAGCGUCUAGCAGAUGAAGUGUGUUCAGCUUUACAGCAUGGAAUCAAACCAGCAGGUGUUGCAGUCGUACUCCAAUGUUUUCACGUCCAUUUCCCAAAUCUGGAAUCUGUUUUCCUUGACUCGAACCACCAAGGAUGGGUAGAAUUACUGGUCAGCUCAGGUUCAGGAGUCUUUGAAAAUGAAAAUGCCAAUCUUUGGGCUGACUUUUUGAGCCUGCUGAGAUUCAGAGGCAUAAAUGUGGAGAAAACUCGCAUGAGAGACACAAGCGAUCACCAUUGGUGUCCAUCUCGAUCUUCUGCAGGUGCAAUUGCUACCUCUGAGAUGGAAUCUAUCAAUCCGGGAAUGGUCACUGCAGUAGCUUCAAUCCUUAGAUCGUUGGGUGAAGAUCCAUUAAGGAAGGAGCUUCUGGGAACACCUGCUCGUUUUGUGAAGUGGUUGAUGAGCUUCCAAAAUAGUAACUUUGAUCUGAAGCUGAAUGGCUUCGUUUCUGGUAAUGGAGAUAGCUUGAAGGAAAAGCAUAUCCAUUCUGAGCUGAACUUGUCAUUCUGGUCUCAGUGUGAGCAUCAUCUACUUCCUUUCUAUGGUGUUGUGCAUAUAGGAUAUAUGUGCACAGAAGCAUCCAAACCCAUCGGAAAAUCUCUUUUACAAUCGAUUGUGUGUUUUUACGGUUUCAAGCUCCAAGUACAAGAAAGACUCACGCGACAGAUAGCAGAGACAGUAUCACCACUGUUAGGUGGAGAUGUGAUUGUGGUUGUGGAGGCUAGCCACACCUGUAUGAUCUCUAGAGGGAUCGAGAAGUUCGGAAGUAGUACGGCAACAAUUGCUGUACUGGGUCGAUUUUCAACUGACCCUGCUGCAAGAGCCAAGUUUAUGCAGGGCAUUCCAAACACUGCCGUUUCAGGACGAUGAUCCUAGUUCAUCAACAUAUUUUAUUAAGAUAUCCAUUUUUCUCGAGCAAUUUCUUUGCAAGGCAUUCGGUUUAGCCAUUGUACCCCAGCUUGACCGUGAUAAGUCGAAAGAUCAAGUAAUCUCGGCAGUCUUGCCCAUUUUUCGUGUUGUCGGAAUUCAAUAGAUGACUCCAAAGUUUUGGUCUUUUAUCUUCAACUAUCUGUAGCAUAAGCCCUUGCAAGUUUCCAAGCAUGUCUUUGUUUCAACGACUUUAUUUUCUCAGUGCUUUUUCUUUGUUCCUUUUCUGGAAUACGAAGGAAGAAAUACUGAAAACAAAUAAUGCGUUCGACAGUUUUUUCA
Messenger RNA from Pyrus x bretschneideri (Chinese white pear), 2293 nucleotides. Its product is annotated as GTP cyclohydrolase 1. The record is from RefSeq and is a predicted model, not a curated record. The transcript has 2 exons. NCBI's taxonomy places the organism in Eukaryota, Viridiplantae, Streptophyta, Magnoliopsida, Rosales, Rosaceae. The coding region runs from base 572 to 1954 and encodes 460 amino acids. Gene Ontology annotation, biological process: tetrahydrobiopterin biosynthetic process; tetrahydrofolate biosynthetic process. Gene Ontology annotation, cellular component: cytoplasm. Gene Ontology annotation, molecular function: zinc ion binding; GTP binding; GTP cyclohydrolase I activity.